Messenger RNA from Chelmon rostratus (copperband butterflyfish), 3754 nucleotides. RefSeq names its product hematopoietic SH2 domain containing (gene hsh2d). Gene Ontology annotation, cellular component: cytoplasm. Bases 539 to 1648 code for a protein of 369 amino acids. The transcript has 5 exons. Lineage: Eukaryota; Metazoa; Chordata; Actinopteri; Chaetodontiformes; Chaetodontidae. The record is from RefSeq and is a predicted model, not a curated record.
GGUGAGUAACCUGAGCUGUGAGUUGCAUUUUGAAAAUCUCUGAGGCACUAUGAGUGAGUUUUACUGACAACACCAGAAACAUUUUUAACUAUUUGAGUGGUAGACUAUCCUGUCUAGGCUACUUUUUGUACUGUAAAAUGUCUUUAUUUAAUGUAUUAUGUAGUUUCUGUUAAUGUAAAACUGAGGAGCAGUGCUGACAUCACAUCACACCAUCGACCUCACCUGACAGCACAUUUACUGACAUGAUCAUUAAAAGAGGAACAUUAAACAUGGACAGGGAUCAAGAAGCAGAAUGAUGCAGUAUUGUUGUGAGACAUUAAAUCCAGGGCAUUUGAGCGUAUAGUCUGCUAGUUAUCCAGAACAUCUGUUUGCUGACAGCUCAUAUGUCUGUAUGUGGUCUGUGGUGUCUGUACAGUAUGUACUUUAUGUAGUUCCUUAUGUAUGGACUCAGUGAGCUGUAUGACAUUACAACGAAACCUCUCUGCUCAGUGAAUUUCCCAUCAGACACAACAGAGGAUUAAAUGAGCUGCUUCCCAGGAUGAUGGAGUGGAGUCACACGUUGCAAGGACAGCACAAUGCUUUCGUCUGGUUCACAGAGUCCCAGCUCCGGUCUGUGAUCAGGAACGGUGUAGUCCCAGAAUGGUUUCAUGGGAUCAUUUCCAGGAAGACGGCGGAGGAACUGCUGAUGUCCAAGCCUCCGGGCUACUUCCUCAUCAGAGUCAGCGAGAGCAGGAUUGGCUACACUCUCUCGCACCGUGCUGAGGACCGCUGCAGACAUUUCAUGAUUGAUGCACUGGAGGAUGGCCAAUACAUCAUAGUAGGGGAGAACAGGCGUCACCGGUUUCUGCAGGACCUGGUGGACUUUCAUCGUAGAACUCCCAUCAUGCCUUUCAGUGACGUGCUGACUGUCGCUUGUGGACAGACCUCGAAUGACAACACCGACUAUGCAGAACUGCUGUUCCCCCAAAGACAUCCGCACAGUAACGCCAGUUUGCUGGCAAACAACUUCCAGCUUCCCAGCGAAAGUCAACCGACUUCACAGAAAGAUAUCCCACCUGCCCUUCCUCAUCGACCAAACAACCUGAGGAACUCUGCAAUCCUGUCUCCAAACAGCCAGCCAAACAGACUCUACCCUAGUUUGGAAGAGGAAUACCCACAUGCCACCUCCCCUCUUUCAGCCACGCCUCUGCCAAUGACCAGAAACAAAUACACAGCCGACAACCCUCCGUCUAACCAGGCUCCUGAAGUCCCUGCCCGGACCUCGGUUCCUCCACUGAAGCAGAACCAGACUUGCAUCAGAACAGUCUCUGCGCCUGAGAAUCCCUCCACGCCCACAGCCUCUGAAAACUCAUCUGGGGCCAAUAUCCAGUCUGCAAAGAACCAGGAAGCCAAGCUGUCAGUCGUCAGCAACCUAAAGAACCUCAAGAAGAAAUUCCAAAAGAAGAGAAGCACAUCUCAGGAGCUUAUGUACACAGAGAUUAACGUGGAGGCGACUGACAGGAGUGGAAACACUGACAAUGAGUACCAGGAGAUCGCAGGGGAGCAAACCGGUCCACAGUUUUCCAACAGCAGAAGUGAUGUGAGGUCGACUGGUGGAGGGUUACCUCAGGAGUACCACCAGCCUCCACCUUUUGCCCCAGGCUACUGAUACACAACUGUUCCCAUAGAAAACAACGUACAGAUGGAUUGAUCAGUGGAUUGUGGAAUGACUGGAACAUGACUGAAUCGAGACAAAGAAGGUGGAGAGUCAUUCAACUGAACAUGAACAUCCAACCCCGAGAGGGUGCAGGUGCAGGACGAAAGCAGCAUACAAAGAAAAUUGUAACCUUAAAAAAGUUUAAUAAUGUUCUGUUUCGACAUUGAAGAUAUGUGUUUGUGUGAAUGUUUGUCUGCGCCAUUGACAUUGUAGGACCUUUAUUUGCUUUCUUUCUGAUAAAUAUGCGGCUCCACCCAGCAGCCAAUUAGCUUAUCCUAACACAAAGACUGGAAAUGGGGAAAACAGCACAGGAAACAAAUCUGCCCACGAGCACCUGUAAAAUUCAAUAAUUACCACAUGAUUACUCGGCUGUUUAUUCCAUCCAAAAACCGAAGCAUAAAAACCCUGACCCUGACCCUGAACCGAACCUUAACCCUAGCCCAAGCAAGCUGUUUCACCCUGUUUCCCAGACUCCCACCAGCAGCCUGAAGAUUCUCAUUUUCCAUUUCCCAAAUGUCGAACUAUUCCUUUAUCAUUUUGGGAGCUUGCAAUAUACAAUGUGCAAACUACUUCUCCCUUUCCUUUACACAACUGAAUCAAAGGUGCAGAAUUUGCUUUGUUUAGGACUCGGCUACAGUUGUUCCUCAGUUGUUAAUAGCGCAAAACAGAGUAAUCUGCUCUCUUCGUGUGGCUGUAACUAGUGCCAGCGCCUGGUAAAUGCUUUUAUUUAUUGGUCCGUUUAUUCACCAGAGAUAACGAAGAUCAACAUUGUUACACAAGAAGAAGUAAUCUACGCAGGCUUCUUCCCUGGCUCGGAUUUUAAAGGUUACAUGUUUUCUAUGCCUCUUUGGUCAUGUAACAAAGUAUGACAAGGCAGUAGGAGGAAGUAUUAUGCAGCAUAUGUAAAUCAGAAAUGAAAUUGUUAGCUGCUUUGAAUACACAAGUCAUACUGUCCUGUAGCAUCAGAUGCUGAUCUGCUAUCAGCGUUAUGAUUAGGGAAGCUGGAAGAAGCAGACGCUGAUAUUGGUCAAACUUGUUUCAAAGGUAGAAGCAUACAGGUGAGUACAAUUCACCUUUACGUAUUUCCCCAAACACAUCAUUUCAUUUUUACUGUAAAUGGCUUGGUCAGAACUUUGUUUUGUAGUCAUAACAGCUAGAGAUAAGAAUUAUAAAGCAUGUGAGCUCAAUAAUAUUUCACAUUUAUGUCUAUGAUUACAUAAUAUGUCGAAGGCUUCUAAUUUCGUGACAUGGCUGAGCUAACAAAUCAACUUUCUUGUUUAGUCUAUAUUGGCUUCCAGUUAUAGCUGUUUGCAAUCCCUUGCUUCAUGGCACAUACUUAAUAUUACUCUACCAUCUGUCUGCAGUUUAAAACAGGGGACUUAUGCGAUUUUGACUAUGACAAAUCAGGGACGCCCCAGUUUAUUCACCAAUAAUUUAGAUUUGCAUAGCUUCUGUUUCUGCUCUGUGCAGUUCCUCAUGUCCCCUGUCCUCUUCUUCCUCAUUUCCUUCAUUACUCACUCUGGUCUUUGAAUGGUAGGGCUUUUGUUACAUCCUCUUCACUCAGUGUUGGGGUGCAUGCUGUGGUGUUGUGAUGGCCUGGGAUUUUGAUUUGACCAGGAACCUGUAUGACAUUGCAGUCCCUUCCUAUCCCAUACUUUUCUCAUUUUACUGUAAAUGUUCUCACGAAGUGCCAACAAAAAUGUCAUCUGCAUAACGACCUCAGUGUUUUUUAUAAGCAGUUUAUAUGCUUUAUUGUUUCCAAUAAUUAGAUAGAUUGAGACAUUCUUAAGUUAUUCCUUAUAUAUUUGACUAGAUAAAAACAACAUUCAAAUAUUUUAAGUUUUGACAAUGGCAGUGGUCAAUGAGGAUUAUAAGGUGUAUGGUAGUCACAUCAGUUCUGUCUUAUUAUAGACUACCACCUAGUGGAAGUAAAUGGCAUCAGGUGCUCAAAGAAUAUACAGUGAGUACACCUUGGUGGUAUUUAGAUCGUUCCAUGAAAUACUGCAUGCAAUGUAAAAGUCAGAUUUUACAUUAUUAACUAAAGCUAAUGCAGCAAAU